Messenger RNA from Dreissena polymorpha, 483 nucleotides. RefSeq names its product 60S ribosomal protein L35-like. Gene Ontology annotation, molecular function: structural constituent of ribosome; mRNA binding. The coding region runs from base 74 to 451 and encodes 125 amino acids. Gene Ontology annotation, biological process: translation; maturation of LSU-rRNA from tricistronic rRNA transcript (SSU-rRNA, 5.8S rRNA, LSU-rRNA). Gene Ontology annotation, cellular component: cytosolic large ribosomal subunit; ribosome. The transcript is spliced from 4 exons. NCBI's taxonomy places the organism in Eukaryota, Metazoa, Mollusca, Bivalvia, Myida, Dreissenidae. The record is from RefSeq and is a predicted model, not a curated record.
UAAAUUGACAGCUUUAAAUGCGAAUUUAAACCCUAUUUAUCUCCCUUUCUGACUGUCACAUCCGCCAUUAAACAUGGCCACAACUAAAGUAAAGGCGAAGGAACUUCGAGGCAAGAAAAAGGAAGACUUGCAGAAGCAGCUCUUCGAUCUGAAGACUGAAUUGGGUACUGCCCGAGUUGCCAAGGUCACUGGUGGAGCUGCUUCCAAGCUAUCAAAAAUCCGAGUGCUGCGCAAGUCUAUCGCCCGAGUCCUGACAGUGAUCCACCAGACCCAGAAGGAGAACCUCCGUAAAUACUACAGGGACAAGCGCCACAAGCCCAAGGACCUCCGCCCCAAGAAGACGCGCGCUUUGAGGCGUGCCCUCAACCCGUUCCAGUUGUCACUUAAGACUGCUAAACAGCAGAGAAAAGAACGUCUGUACCCUAUGAGGAAGUUUGCUGUCAAAGCGUAAUUGUGUCUUGCAUUAAAGAGAAAAAAAUACAA